Vigna angularis (adzuki bean) is the source of this 1228-nucleotide messenger RNA. Its product is annotated as bZIP transcription factor 27-like. Lineage: Eukaryota; Viridiplantae; Streptophyta; Magnoliopsida; Fabales; Fabaceae. The transcript has 2 exons. The coding region runs from base 24 to 773 and encodes 249 amino acids. Gene Ontology annotation, biological process: positive regulation of DNA-templated transcription. Gene Ontology annotation, cellular component: nucleus. Gene Ontology annotation, molecular function: DNA-binding transcription factor activity. The record is from RefSeq and is a predicted model, not a curated record.
UUGCAAACCAGGACAGUCGGGACAUGACUGUUCAUCACAGACAACGUACGAAACAGUGUAACCAAGAUCAGGCCAACUUAAAGAGUGUUUCUUCAUUUUUAUUUUCACACCAGUGUUCCAAAUUUGUCACCUUUCCCUUCCAAAUCCAGCCCCACUUCAUCUUCCACCAAAUGCUGUCAUCUUCAUCAAUAAACACAACCACCACCACCUGCAACAGGAACAACCUGAACCACAAACCCCUCUCUUCCUCACUACCUUCACACUUCUCACACCAAACCCCGACAACCAACAACACUACCAACAAUAAAGCCAUGGAAGAUGUGUGGGACGGCAUCAACCUCACUUCCUUAAGCGGCCACAACACCAACACUACCCCCACCUCCAAAGGUGCAAAUUUUCAAGACUUUCUAGCUCGACCCUUUAACAGCUUCACCGUGGACACAUCUCCGGUGACUGCUCUCACCUUGAGCACGCGCUCUGAGUACCCUCCUCCGCAAAAGGACCUGCAAUUGGUGCAUACUGCUUCAAAGACCGAACCUUUUGCCCACCCAUUUUCGAAUAAAAGAGCCACACCACCUUCAAGGGACAUGCGCGACGCACGACUCAUGAAGAAUCGUGAAUCUGCUGCUCGAUCCAGAGCCAGAAAGCAGGAAAAUAUUGCUUCUUCUACAACUCUUAGCUUUAGAGUGUCACCAAAAUCCACUGUUUCGGGUUUUUUGCUUAACAAUGAUCUUUGUCCGUUUUGCUUUUUCUGUGUAGGCUUACUUGUUUGAGUUGAAGCAAAAAAUAAGCAGUUGCGAGAAGAAAAUGCAAGACUCAGAAGACAGCAGCAACUGCAGUUGGGAAAAAGAGCAACGAAUCAGUGGAAGAAGGGCAAUCUAUAUCGAACAUAUACAGCACCAUUUUAAGAAGCAUUUUACUAUUAGAGUGUUCCUUUUACCCAGAGGCACGUUCCACUGAGACAGAAAUGUACCCUUUAAAGUAUGAAUAUAUGAUGAUGUAACUUUCACAGCAUUAUGUGGCCCUAGCUUGGUAGUUGUAGAUAUUAAGCUCCAUCUUCCAUAAAUGACUAUCUCAAUAGUUACUCCACAUGUGCCUAAAAAUUUGACCAUUAUUGUUGAUGGUGUGGGUGACAUACUUUAUAUCUUUAUUUCAAAAGUUCAAUUAUCUGCACAUGUAGUUGUACUCUCUGGCUGUGGACUUUACACCUUCCCAACAAACAUGAGGA